GACGCGCUUCGCUUGCCGAUCUCCUUCGACUCCUUUUCGUUCCGUCAGCGCUGCUUCGUGUAGAAGGGCAGCAGUUCCGAUCAGAUCUUUCUUGCUUCCUGCCGGUAAGGGGUAUUCAUCUCAUUUGAGGGAUACGAUCGGAUCUGACGCCUUGUGAAGUGGAGGGGAUAUGGAGAGCUUGAUUUCGCUCGUGAAUAGAAUCCAGAGGGCUUGCACGGCCCUGGGAGACUAUGGUGAGGAGAGCGCGCUGCCGACGCUGUGGGAUUCGCUGCCUUCCAUUGCUGUGGUGGGAGGGCAGAGUUCGGGCAAAUCUUCAGUGCUGGAGAGCGUAGUUGGGAAGGACUUCUUGCCUCGGGGAUCUGGUAUUGUCACGCGACGCCCUCUGGUGUUGCAACUUCAUAGAAUUGAUGAAGGGAGAGAGUAUGCUGAGUUUCUUCAUCUCCCACGGAAGAAGUUUACAGAUUUUGCUCUUGUUAGGAAGGAGAUUCAAGAUGAAACUGAUAGGGAGACUGGCCGCAGCAAGCAAAUUUCUAGUGUCCCUAUACAUCUGAGUAUUUAUUCUCCUAAUGUUGUGAACUUGACGCUGAUUGAUCUUCCGGGGCUUACCAAGGUGGCCGUCGAGGGUCAACCUGAUAGUAUUGUUGCAGAUAUAGAGAACAUGGUUCGCUCUUUUAUUGAAAAGCCUAACUGCAUUAUUCUGGCAAUAUCACCUGCAAAUCAAGAUCUUGCAACCUCUGAUGCUAUCAAAAUUGCCCGUGAAGUUGACCCUAAAGGAGAGAGGACUUUUGGAGUGCUAACUAAGAUUGAUCUUAUGGAUAAGGGUACUGAUGCUGUUGAGAUUUUGGAAGGAAAAGCAUAUCGCCUGCAGUAUCCGUGGUUUGGUGUUGUCAAUCGAUCCCAAGCUGAUAUCAACAAGAAUGUUGACAUGAUUGCUGCCCGGCGUAGAGAGCGAGAAUAUUUUGCUAGCUCCCCAGAUUACAAGCAUCUUGCUCAUAGAAUGGGCUCCGAGUAUUUAGGAAAGAUGCUUUCUAAACAUUUGGAGACAGUUAUCAAGUCUCGCAUCCCUGGCUUACAGUCUCUCGUUAGCAAAACUAUUGCUGAACUCGAAGCUGAACUAAGUCGGCUUGGGAAACCGGUUGCAACUGAUGCUGGAGGUAAGUUAUAUAUGAUUAUGGAGAUCUGUCGUGGCUUCGAUCAAAUAUACAAAGAGCAUCUCGAUGGAGUGCGGCCCGGUGGUGACAAGAUAUAUAACGUCUUUGAUAAUCAACUUCCUGCUGCUUUAAAAAGGUUGCAGUUUGACAAGCAGCUCUCAAUGGAGAAUGUGAAAAAGCUAAUCACUGAAGCUGAUGGAUACCAGCCCCACUUGAUUGCUCCUGAACAGGGAUAUCGUCGUCUUAUUGAGUCAUCAUUAGUUAGCAUUAGAGGCCCAGCUGAGGCAUCUGUUGAUGCGGUUCAUGCCAUCCUUAAAGAGCUGGUUAGUAAAGCUAUCAGAGAGACUGUGGAGCUCAGGCAAUAUCCUAGCCUUCGUGUGGAGGUUGGAAAUGCAGCUAUUGAGUCGUUAGAGAGAAUGAGGGAGGAAAGCAGGAAAGCAACUCUGAAGCUAGUUGACAUGGAAUGUAGUUAUCUGACUGUUGAUUUCUUCCGGAAGCUUCCUCAGGAUGUUGAGAAAGGCGGAAAUCCAACUCACUCUAUUUUUGACAGAUACAAUGAUUCAUAUCUCAGACGUAUUGGAACUAACGUUCUGGCCUAUGUCAACAUGGUAUGCUCAAGCUUGCGUAAUUCCAUUCCAAAAUCUAUUGUUUACUGUCAAGUGCGCGAGGCAAAGCGCUCACUGCUUGAUCAUUUCUUCACGGAAAUUGGAAAAAAAGAGGCCAAGGAGCUGUCGAAUUUGCUGAACGAGGACCCUGCAAUCAUGGAACGCCGAGUUGCUCUUACUAAGCGUUUAGAGUUAUACAGAAACGCCCAAACCGAAAUAGAUUCUGUGGCUUGGUCCAAGUGAUGAAGGGAAGUUUCCUGCUCUCUUCUUCACUCCAUCCCCCAUUGAUUGAGAUCUUCACAAGAGUUCUGAAGUUGAAAGGUCUAUUCAUUUAUUGGAUGCAAUGCCUGGAAGAAGUUUAAAGGUUAGCUUUUACUUCUUUGCUGGUCUCUUAUAUUGUAAGAAAGAAAGCAUUAUCAGAGCUUGUAGUGAACGAGAUUAUUGAUUUGAGCAUACAGUACUGUACUGCAAAGUUGUAGCUCACUGUUAUCUCAGUUACGGACCUCACACCUCUUUUAGUGGCUAUAUAUAUUGUUUUGGUAUUAGCAUAAA
Messenger RNA from Dendrobium catenatum, 2308 nucleotides. RefSeq names its product dynamin-related protein 5A. Lineage: Eukaryota; Viridiplantae; Streptophyta; Magnoliopsida; Asparagales; Orchidaceae. The record is from RefSeq and is a predicted model, not a curated record. The transcript has 16 exons. Gene Ontology annotation, molecular function: GTPase activity; microtubule binding; GTP binding. The coding region runs from base 170 to 1999 and encodes 609 amino acids. Gene Ontology annotation, cellular component: cytoplasm; microtubule; membrane.